AUGGACCCUCACGAGAUGGUGGUCAAGAACCCCUAUUCCCAUAUCAGCAUCCCCCGGGCUCACCUGCGGCCUGACCUGGGGCAGCAGUUAGAAGAGGGUCCCUCAUCCACAUCCUCAGAGAAGCAGCCUCUGCCAGAGGUGACCUGCACCCCAGAGCCAGCCUGUCUCCUGCGGCCCAUCAAAGGCCCAGGACCCAAAGGGGCCAAGGGGACUGCUCCUGACCAGAGCCAGCAGGCCUGUCAGCAGCCCUGCAACCCCUAUGGCAGUGGACAGCGCCCAGGAGGACUGACCUAUGCCGGUCUGCCACCUGUGGGGCGUGGGGAUGACAUUGCCCAUCACUGCUGUUGCUGCCCCUGCUGCUCCUGCUGCCACUGCCCACGAUUCUGUCGCUGUCACAGCUGCUGCUGUGUGGUAUCAUAG
This is a messenger RNA of Urocitellus parryii (Arctic ground squirrel), 420 nucleotides long. RefSeq names its product cysteine rich tail 1 (gene Cysrt1). Lineage: Eukaryota; Metazoa; Chordata; Mammalia; Rodentia; Sciuridae. The record is from RefSeq and is a predicted model, not a curated record.